Messenger RNA from Cyprinodon tularosa, 2260 nucleotides. RefSeq names its product cilia and flagella associated protein 299 (gene cfap299). Bases 49 to 816 code for a protein of 255 amino acids. NCBI's taxonomy places the organism in Eukaryota, Metazoa, Chordata, Actinopteri, Cyprinodontiformes, Cyprinodontidae. The record is from RefSeq and is a predicted model, not a curated record. The transcript has 6 exons.
AAGUACACUAAAAGUACAUAGGUCGGGUAUACUUUGGCUCAUCGAUUCAUGACAUGGUUCCGUAACACAGUUGCCAUGGCAGCAUUUCCAAACAACAAGGGCUCAAAGAUGGAGCUCACCAAAGUUGGACAUCUUUACCGUUUCCUCGCCGACUUUAAAGACUAUGUAGAUUAUUUGGACUCUAAAGUUACUCCAACGGAUUUAUUUUAUUUAAAAAACAGGGAGUUGGCCCGCAAGCUGGUGGAGAACGGCCACAAGGGCAUGAUCCUGAGCAGGGAGGAAUUUGAGGAGAGGAAAGCAGCUGCAGAGGCUGCAAAGACUGAACAGAGCAGCGAUCUCUACAGCAGGAGCCGCCCAAUGACACUUGCAAGUGCAGGAAAAGAGCUCAAUGAUAACUUCCUGAAGGCCCUGGUAGAGCGAGAAGAGGCCAACCGCAGUGGGAAAAUGACUACGGUCAUUUUCAUAAGGGAUUAUAAUGCACUUGGACACGAGGUAUCUGGAUAUAUAGACUACGCCCACAGACUCAAGUCAGAAGAUUUUGAACCAUAUUUCUGUGGAAAGAAAAGGCUCAUGCCAGGACGCUCAGAUUUAUGCUACUACAACUGGAGGACACAAGCAGCCACCUCCAACUCUAGUCCCAACUUCUUGGUGGUUUAUGAUGACCCAAAUGGACUUCUCUUUAAGAGCAAGAGGGACGAAAAGAUACUGAAUGUGGAUCCUUGGUCUGGCCCCAGUAAGGACUACAGCAGGACGCUCCUCCAGUCGCACCUCUACAUCCACAUUGUGCUGUACGACCAAAGUGUGAGAAUGAUCUAAGUUGCAGACACUGCAGCCGACACAGGCACACAUGUGGUUCACAGUGCACAGCACAGAAAGCCUCUAAUUUAAGCUGCAGCUGCAUCGAAAUUUACAAACUUCUCCGCAUAUCGUGCAUGGCAUCAGGGUGGAGGUGCUGCUAGUGUUUGGGGGGAAAAAAAUACGACUUCAAACAGAGAAUUCCCAGAGGAAGAUGUGGAUGGACUGGUGUGACAGCCGGAAGGUUUCCGAGUGGAUCUUAAAUAUUCCUUUUGGUGCAAGCUAUGUGUUAUCUGGCUUUGCACAUGCCAGCAGUCAUAGUUAAGAGCUAGAACCUGCUCAGUGACCCCAGGCUCAUCCAUCGUUGGGGACAACAUGUUUUGGGCAGUUUGUCUAAACAAAUUAAAGGUGUAAGGGCUUUGAAAGAUGAUGGGAGUUACUUUUAUGUCCUCCCCCAGGCUGCGGUAGCUCCAUUUGGACUGAAAGAGUUAGUAAUGGGCUUAAAGCAUUCCUUGUGUUCCCAGAUAAGAGGCACAGUACACCGCACAUCAAAGCUUUCAAUCUUUUCCAUGUUAGCCACUGACUGACAGGUUUUCAUUCAGCAUAAAUCUACAAAUAAUCUUAUUCGGAAAAUUGUUUGAAAUCUGAAGAAGUUUGUUUUUUGCUACUGAUGCUGAAACAGCUGGUGGGAAUCACACAAUAUUAACUCUGACCAUAAGAUGAUAACAAAUUACAGGAUUUUCAUUUAUAAGCCAGCUGAAGCUGCAUCUUGGCCAGUGAUUAAAGUAAAAUGAUGUAUUUUUCCACCAAGUUCUUUUUGAAAUGUUUUCUAAACAUUUUAGGGGAAGCGAAAGCUUCACAAUCAGACUUGUAAUAAGAAAGGUUUUCUUUGUUCAAAUUCAUUCAUCCCCCCCAUUAUUUUACUUCCCCUCCACAAAAUAAAGAGGUCAGCUAAUGAGUAAACAGAUUCCACCUGUGCAUAACUUAAUCCAACAUAGCUGCAGCUAUCCUGGGAAGGAAUCAGACGUUUGUUAUACAACAAAGAGCAUCUUGAAGAUAAAGAGCCAGAACACAAAGAUGAGGGAGAAAGAUGUGGAGAAGUUUAGAACAGGGUUGGUAAGAAAACAAUAUGCUGAGUUUUGAGCAUUUAAUGGAGCACCCUUUGAUGCCUCAUCUAAACUUAAAAAAGGAUGACAGCUAUUCACCUUAAUGACUGAUUUUCCUCAUCAGUAUCUCAUCAAAUUCUGCUGAGGGCCUGAAAAUGAGCAUAGGCUACUUCAAGAAGGGAUCAAUCUGAAAGUUGCAAAAUAUGUGCUCUGCAGGAUUAGAGCUGUAGACCCCUGAUCUACACCAAAAGGCCAGGCAAACAGAGCAUAGAUUAAAAAAGCAAUUAAAAGCUUUACAACUCUGGAAAAGCUACACAGAUCAACAUCUCAGGUGGAAGAAGCUGGUACCAGGACAACAU